Exophiala aquamarina CBS 119918 is the source of this 927-nucleotide messenger RNA. RefSeq lists its product as uncharacterized. Bases 1 to 927 code for a protein of 308 amino acids. The record is from RefSeq and is a predicted model, not a curated record. Gene Ontology annotation, molecular function: 1,3-beta-glucanosyltransferase activity; glucan endo-1,3-beta-D-glucosidase activity. Gene Ontology annotation, cellular component: extracellular region; fungal-type cell wall; cell surface. Lineage: Eukaryota; Fungi; Ascomycota; Eurotiomycetes; Chaetothyriales; Herpotrichiellaceae. The transcript is spliced from 4 exons. Gene Ontology annotation, biological process: carbohydrate metabolic process; cell wall organization.
AUGCAACUACGAACAGUUAUCUCGACUGCCCUUGCAGCGGCACCGCUGGCAGUGUCUGCAGCAGGAACCCUUGGCUUUGCCGUAGGAAAUACGAACCCUGAUGGCACCUGCAAGAAAAUUUCAGACUUCGAAGCCGAUUUCGAGGCCAUCAAAGGAAAUACCGAUGCUGGGCUCGUUCGAACAUACUCAUCCACUGACCAGUUUGGAAAUGCUUGUAAUACUCCUUCAGAGGUCCUCCCGGCUGCAAAAUCAGCUGGCAUCAAAGUUCUGUUAGGCCUGUGGCCCGACGGAGGUGCUUGGGAGAAAGAGAAAGCCGCUCUGGAUGCGGCUGAUCCUUCUUCAUUCGGGGAUACCCUCUACGGCAUUACAGUAGGCUCAGAGGGCAUGUAUCGUGGAACAUACAACGCCGAGGAACUUGUGGGUUGGAUCCAAGAAACGAAGAAAGACUACCCCAACACAAAAGUCGGAACUGCAGACAGCUGGAACUGUUGGGCCAAUGGCACAAUGGAUUCCAUCAUUACAAGCGGUUUGGACUUGGUUCUUGCCAACGGAUUCGCCUACUGGCAAUAUCAAGAGAUUGGUAAUGCAACAAAAACAUACUUCGAUGAUAUGGCACAGGCGCUUGCCCAUGUUCAAGAUGUUACUGGCUCCUUGGACCAAAUCCACUUCAUGAAUGGAGAAACUGGAUGGCCUGGUACUGGAGGCACUGAUGCUGGUGCUGCGAAAGCAGGUGACGACAAUAUGGAAAGCUAUUGGAAAUCAGCAGUCUGUGGACUUCUUGACUGGGGUGUUGACCUCUUCUGGUUUGAAGCUUUCGAUGAGCCCAACAAGCCUGCUGCCAUUGGCGAUAAUGGCCAAGAGGCGGAUGAGUCCCAUUGGGGUUCAUUUGACGCCGAGCGCAAUCCCAAAUUUGAUAUGCGCUGCUAG